This is a messenger RNA of Meleagris gallopavo (turkey), 7115 nucleotides long. It is a transcript of the gene TRH, whose product is annotated as thyrotropin releasing hormone. Gene Ontology annotation, cellular component: secretory granule; extracellular region. NCBI's taxonomy places the organism in Eukaryota, Metazoa, Chordata, Aves, Galliformes, Phasianidae. The record is from RefSeq and is a predicted model, not a curated record. Gene Ontology annotation, biological process: eating behavior; positive regulation of insulin secretion; negative regulation of glutamate secretion. Gene Ontology annotation, molecular function: thyrotropin-releasing hormone activity.
AUUCAGCACCUCUCAGCAAAACUAGUAACAAAUGCACUGGUAAUUGGUACAUCACUUUCACACAAUUAUCUUUUUAUCCUAUAGUUCAGUAAAAGAUGAGCUGUCUCCAUAGCAACUUCUAGAAUUCAGGAUUCCUAGAGGGAUGACUGCAUUAAAGUAGAAUAAUGUGCUUCAGUUACCUAUCUCCAAAUGCGACCAGAGCAAGGUGCCCCAGGAAAGAUGUAAAAAUAUCCCAAACAUUUUGCAAGAGUAAGUUUAUAAAACAAGGAACUUCACCAGAUACACAAGUUGAAGUUCAGUACAGCAGUUGAAUAAGGGAGUUGUUCUUACAUCAUACACUUCUUAUCUUGGGGAAGCAACAGAGAAUAAACUACAUGACAGAUGCUAGCCACAACGUUUAGGUUUGUUCAAAUCUUUUACGCUAAAAAGAAUCGAGAAAAUGUGAUUAAAUGAAUAAAAAACUGUAACAAAGUGAGAUUAAGGAACUACUCAGAAUUUCAGACUUACUGAAGCCUUCAAACAAUGCCCACACUAAUUUAUAGCUCAGUACAUUCAUUUUUUUAAGCUCAGGUGUGAUACCAUAAGAAUUCUUAGGGAGUUAUUACGCCCAGAAAUGCAAAGCAACUAGGGUGAAGUGAAUGCAAUUCUUUAUGAGGUUCACUGUGAUACAACAGCAGCUCUGAAAUCUAUGGCAUUAGCAUUUGACUAUAUUGUAGGAUACUGUAAUGGAGAACAAGCCCUCACAGCUAGCCCAGAGAAAUUUGGGAGUCAGGUUUUUUUCAUGGAUAGAGAGAAAGCAAACAAAGGUUAGAUGGCAGACUGGGCAAUGACUACGCAGUCUCAUGCAUUAAGCAUCGCUGCAUACCCAUUAAAAGAGUCAGAAAGAGGUUUUUGCAACAAGCAGCUCCUGCUAUAUUCAAGCUAGAGCUACAUAUGCAAACCUAUAUACUGUCUAGAUUAAUUUCAGACUAGAGAACAGCAUAAGAAUUAUUUCCAACUCAUAUUUAGAGAUUGUGAGGAUUUUCACAUUGUGUCAGAUGAAGACUUAUGAAUUUGUACUCAAAGUUUCCAAGCAUAAACCUUAGCUAUCCUACCAUUUCUUAGUGGCCAAGAAAUUCAAUAAGUCAACUGCUGUAUCACAAGUGCAACCUGACUCAUUCACUCAGUGUGAAGAUGAAACACAUUCACAUAGGAGACUAUUUUUUAAUAUCAGAUUCUUAGCUUUCCUUGAGUUAAUUUGCUUAUAUGACUUUGUAUAUAUGAAAGCGUGCCAGCUGUGUAAAUUUCUCUUUUUCCCAUUUAUUUUUUCAAGAGCCAUGCUUCAAAGGACAAGAGGAUUUUUUUAAACUCAACUCAGCAUGUAGAUACUUUAAACUCAGGGAAAAAAAUUCUAAGGCUAGCCCUAGUUAAAUUAAAGGAAAAGCAUGGCUGCUUUCAGUGGACUUGAUCAGGCAUUUGGUUAGGACAAAUCAGGGGCUAAGACAGCUAUUGGCUUCUUAAGUGUGCAAAUCUGGUAUUAAGAUAUUUAAAGUACUUUCCAGUAUUCUUUAGAUUCCUGGGAAGUCCCAACUCUCUGCCUAAAACUAAAAAAACCACAGGAAUUGUCCCUGCAGGAAUCUUUGCUUUGAAUUAGGGACUAUCAGUUGUCCAGUCAAAUAUAUUCCAUUUUUAGUAUAACUGUUGAAAAUACAGUUCAAAUCUCUAGCGUCAGUGCAAAUCUGGAACAAGUACACUGACAGCCAUGACUAUCCUCAAAAUACAACAGUUUAAUUGAUAUUAAAAAAAAAUUAUAUACAAUUUCUGAUACUUUUUCUCUAAGAUAUUAAGACAAAAUUCAAGAGAAGACAUUCUCAUGGAAGAAUGCUGAAGUAACAGCUUCCCCUGAAGCCACUCCAAAGAACUGAAACUCCAAAGAACUGAAAACAAGGCUCUUAUUGUGUGUUUUCUGUUCCAUCACUUUAAGUUGAAUGGGGUAAGGGGAAAAAGGUCUGUAAGAUGAUCACUUUCUGUUAAAUUCAUAUUACUAAUGAGUCACUUUGAAAACAGAACAACUAAUUUCAUUCCUUUUUAGUCUUAUUAUGGGGUAUUACCACUGUCUGUACAGAUGCAAAAUGGUGCCUUUGCCUACACUCUGCAUUUGUUACCAAACCAUAGCUGGAACAGUGAAAUUGCUACAAUCCUGCGGCCAAAGAAAGAUAUCACUAUGGAGAUUUUCACUCCUUUUAUGCAUUACAGAAGAUGCCACGCACAAGUUUGCUCUGCAAGCCAGCAAGAGCCCACAAGUGAGACGAAUCCUGCAUUACUUCCAUGUAUGAGCAAUCUUUAUUUCAGUUUUAUUCCUAAGUAUGGAUUUUUCCAAGGAAUCCCUAGCCUUGUAUCUGCAUCUCUAGCAUGUUUUUAGUAGCACUGAGUAGAAGAAUAUCCUAAAAAGACAGGUUAGAGAAGGAGUCUUAUUUCCAGUUACAACAGCAUAAAACUUUUUGAAACACACAGCAGCAACAUAGCUAUGCUUUAAUAUCUAAUGCUGCACACUCCAUAUUUUAGUAGGCUGCUUAUGGAAAUCUAUGCCAAGAAAAAAUGAAUUGUAAGACAGAAACUGUUCAGUUCCUUUAGAGUAAGAACCCAUGGUAUAAAUUUAAAGAUAAUCUAUUAUAUUUUUCAUUUUAUUUCUUAGCUUGAUAAACUCUCUUCGCAUUUAUUCUGUAGUGCUCAUGUUAUAGAAAAUACCUAAGCUUCUGCCCAUAAAGAAAAAGAAAAAAGCCUCCCUUCUUCUAUGCUAGUUUAAAUAAAAUCCAACACAGUCUCCUUAGAGAAUGGAAUAGCAGUAAGUUCUGUGAGUCCAGUACAGAUAUAAGAAGGUCAGCAAGUAAUCAUCAGAGUUUUAAAGUGCACGGAAAACGCAGAUCCCUGACAUCAAUGAAAAAAGAAAACACAAGAAAAGAAAAAAAACAGCAACACACAUCACCUACAUUACCUCACAGCUAUUUGCAUAAGGGUCCAGAGGCAGUAUAAGUACAGAGACACAAGCUAUCCAAAGAGAACUUAGCAACGGUUCUAUUGGAUGCUGCCUGUUUCUGUAGCAGAAGAGCAACUUUGAAGCUCAGAUGUGCAAACAGCUUUAAAGGCAGAUGCAUCCAGCAAAAGUCUAAAACUACAAACCAGUUGCAGGAAAUCAGAAUGCCAUCUAUCCAACUGCCAGUGCUACUCCUUUGCCUGACCUUGUCUGGCGUUUGCCUCAACGGCAGGCAGUCCCCUCCAGAAGUAAGAGAAAAAAUGGGAAGAAGUUCCCUGGAUGACAUCCUGCAGAGAUCUGGGAGCCACAUGCUUCAAUCUGCCGUCAAGAAACUUGAGAAGAAAGAAGAGAUGAAUAAAGAAUUAAAUGUGCCUCUGCCACAGUGGCUUUCAAAAAGACAACACCCUGGAAAAAGAUACAUAAGUGACCUAGAGAAGAGACAGCAUCCUGGAAGAAGAGAUGUUGAAGAGGCGGCAUCUUUUGGAGACAUUCAGAAGAGACAGAAUUUAGGGAAAACAGAAGGCUACCUUGCCAACUACCUGGAGCUGAAAAAGCGACAGCAUCCUGGCAGAAGGUCACUGUGGGACCAGUCCACUGACAUCUCUAAUUCACAGCUAACUUACUUAAAUGAGUUAUCCAAGAGGCAGCAUCCAGGCAGAAGAUACCUGAUGUAUAAGCACCAGCAUCCUAGCAAGAGAAGCUGGAAUGAUGAGCUAGACCUAGGUGAUCAAAACUGGGAGAAACACCAGAACUUUGGAAAAAGGAACAGGGAUUCUGACAGCCCAGAUUAUGCAGGUCCCUGUGACCUUCAGCAGUCUGCCAUUUGUAACAAAGGUAGCUGGUUGCUUGACUUAGCAGAAAAAUUUAGUAAAGAGAGGUUAGAAGAAAAGCGUCAGCACCCAGGAAGGAGGUCAGCAUGGGAGAACGAAACAGAGGAAUGAGAAAGCAAUUGUUUAUCAUUUGAAUAUGGUGAAGUAAAAUGACAGAACACUAAAAAAUUAUAUUUAUUCCCUUCUGGCUUCCUGCUGCUGACCUCCAAACCUAUCUUUCAGUGAUUGAGUGUCCUCAUUUAAACCAGUGGUUUUGUCACACACCUGAAGUAAAGGAACUGGGAAGCACUCAGCUGAAUGGCCUAGGUGAGUAGUGAGUUUUCACCUCACUCUGUGAAAUUAAGAGUAGUCAGUUCCUUUAUGGGCCUAGAGACUAGAAUAUUCACGUUAUGUAUGAACUACCACAGGCUCUUUAAUAUCUGUUCUGAUGUUACUACAGUAAUUACAUCAUUUCCUCUCGUGUCAGUGAAAUCAGUACAUAAUUGGGGAAAAAAAAGAGCAUAUGCAAACGUUUUCAAAAUGAAACUGAGUGGGCUUUCAAUUCUAAAUGAUAUGUUAAUGAGACCUCAUAUGCAUUACAAUCUAUCCAAAAUAAGAACUGAACAGAUAAGGAGACUGCUCCAACUGCAACAGAUAAGAUGACUGGCUUCAUACUUCGACUUGGAACUGAAAAACAAAAAUUUCAUAUAGGAAGGUGCAAAGGGUUAAUGCAUCCCAGAGCAACUCAAUCUCCCAGUUGUGACUUUGGCUGUGUACACCUCACCUCAGAGCCCCCAUCCUGAUGUGUUAACAUUUCAGUCAUUCUCCUUGAAAUAUGCCUUCUCCUUAGAUAUAUAAAAUGGAAACAAAAAGAAAAUCCUUUCUUCUGACACGAUUUCUGAUUUCUCCCCUCUCAAAGGAAUGUUUUCCCUUCUGUAAUGACACUCACAAAAGUGUUUAUUUGAUAUAAAAGAUUCAACAAACAUAAAAAGUAAACUCUGUGUCCUUACUGGUUGUGCAAGCAUACUGUAAUAGAGAGAAAAAAAACAAUCCAAGCUAAGUCAAAAUAAAUAAAUGAACACUAGGAGAUACUUUUCUAGGUAGAAGCUUCUUGCAUGCUGGUCAGCCUUUGUUUACUACCUGUAUGACACACGGGAACAGACACCCGGGUUAAGCCCGCAGACAUUUUGUCACCCAGUUCAUAAGGAACUUCAGUUGUUUGAGUCUGGUCUUGGCAGGCAAAACUGGUUAGAAGUAGACUUGUUUUAAACAAAAGAAAGCUCAACUGAUCUAUGCUGCUCAAACCUUCUGAGUUCCAUAACAUUUUGCAACUUAGUUAUACAGCAAGUCAUGCUAGCAGGCAAAUCACUGGAGAGGAAAACGAGAAUUCAGUGGUCUUGGGACACACGCUUGAUAGAUGGCUUUGUUAUAGCUGAGCUUUACUAGAUGUGAUUGAUUACUAUGCACGCACACAUGCGCAUCUCUUAGAAUUGUAUAAACAAUCAUUUAUUUGAAAUUAAAAUACCUCUAUAUGUAUUUGCAUGGUCUGCAAACACCAGUCUUCUGUGUUUUGUUCAAGGUUUCUGUUUUAAAGAGAUGUCAUUAUGUGAGGUACGUACUUCAUGCACUGUACUAGCAGUAGAGAGAACAAAAAUUACAAGUCUGAUUUCCUGUUCACAAGUCUAAACACAAGAUCUACUGAUUUUUUGCAACUAAUGCAUAUUUAUUGCAAAUUGAGAGUUAUUCACAUUAUUUUCCUGUACAUUUAAGUAGGUUACACCAUGUCAGUAUUUCACUAGAAUGUUCUCUUCUCAUAAUGAUCUCUUUCAAUAUCAUCAAGGCAUGUGAAAUACCUCCAAUGUUCUUUCUAAAACUGAUUGCUUCCUCACUCUGUCUCAGAGCACUUCCUCAGCUACAGAAAUCAGUGAUGCCAGUGGGCUUAGCUACCUUGAAGAAAAAUAAUUAACCACAUCAGCAAAUUUGACUGAAGUUACGUGCUUCCAUGCCGAUCAAUGCCCAGCAUGGCCUAUCAAACAAUUUCUAACUCUAGAGAUAAUGCAUUGUUUGAUAUAUGACAACUGGCAGACCUCUUCUGUGGACAGGGGCUUUCUAAUUAAUGAACGCAAAACAAAUCCUCUGAGGGGUGAGAUGGGAGCAUACUGUACUGUCUGAAUUUCUUCAGCAUAUUUUCACUGUAAGGUGCCUUUUAAAACAUUCAGGUUUCAUUUCAAAAGGGAAGAAAAGAUUUAUCUAAAGAAUACCAUUUCAUAUGCAAUUUCCUGCAAGGAAUGAAUGCUUCUUAAACAUCAAGAAAACUUGGUAGUACUACACAAUACCACAAUGCUUGCUAAAAAUAUGUAUAAAAUAAGGGGAAAAAAAACAGGAAAAAAAUAAUUACCAAGUGAGUAAAUAGGCAAUAGCAAAAAUGCAUAACAACAUCAAGAUUGUGCUUGCAAGACAGAAAUGCUGUGGAAUGGCUAAACAAAAGCCAGGGUUGAGGAAGGGAGAGAAGGGGGACUGCCUGAGAUCACAGUUGUUAUAGUGCAGCUGCAAACAGCCGGUUUGUCCUGCUUGGUUUUGCUCAUACAAUCUGCCAUCCUGAGUAAAUCACCUAUGAAAUUUAUUACCAAUAAAUCAAUCAAUUAUUAAGAAGUGUGUUCUCUCAGUGUUGUUAGCAAAAGCAAGCACAGAUGAUUUUAUGCAAGUCUAUUUUUUCCAACAGCUGUACUUUAGGCUCUGAGUGCUUCAGUGUAUACAGAACUGCCAUGUUCAAAAGCUAUCACUCUGACAGUUUUGAAGGAAUUGAUUUUAUUGGUUUUGAGCUUUUUCCCCUCCCAAAAGCAAAAUCUGAUAGGAUUUUACAGUAAGUAAGAUUUAUCAUUACUUCAUAGAAUCAUAAUUAUUAUUACAUCUGCAAUUUCUAAAAUCUCCCUUAAUUUAGAACAGCUUGUCUGGCUGGAAGCAGCAUAAUGUAAGCAGAUAGACACGAGGAGAGCUCUGACCUAUUUCAACUACUUUCCUAAAGUUUCACUUCUCUAACAAAACAUCUUUGGAAAAUGACACUAACACUCCCAGAGGUUCCUGGGCAUACGUAAAUAAUCCCCAUCCCAGCUGUUGAGAUGCUGAGCAGUUGAUUACAAAAGAACAGUAAAAGAGUCUUCAGAAUGAGCUUUGUUUUCAAAAGGAGGGGAAAGUUGGAGUGAACGUACUGUACAAUUAACAUUUCCUUCUUUUUUAACUGCUCUGACCGUUACUGCUCUAUUCCCCCCCACACACUUAGCAGCCUUGACCUC